Messenger RNA from Hyalella azteca, 1780 nucleotides. Its product is annotated as zinc finger Y-chromosomal protein-like. The record is from RefSeq and is a predicted model, not a curated record. The coding region runs from base 101 to 1444 and encodes 447 amino acids. Lineage: Eukaryota; Metazoa; Arthropoda; Malacostraca; Amphipoda; Hyalellidae. Gene Ontology annotation, biological process: regulation of gene expression. The transcript has 4 exons. Gene Ontology annotation, cellular component: nucleus.
AUACUCUUCCUGCUUGGUUUAAGUUGGUUAUUACUGGAUAUCUUACUGCUUCUAGUGUGUCUCAGGAAACCUCAUACUAAUAUACCCCCACAUUAAUCUAAUGGCAUACAGUAUAAAAGAGUGCAGAGUUGCUCUGCACCAGCUCUCAGAUGCUGCAGUCAGGAGUGGCUGGUGCCCUGAGCAGAGCCUCAUUCAAGCAGCAACUGACGUGUGCAAACUCGAGCCUGAAGCAAUGGAGGGCAGCAGCUCAUCCCUACCCUCCAUCAUGACAGUUUACAUCAAAGAGGAGCCUGAAGAUGAGGGAGAGGACAUAACUGUGAAGGAUGAACCACUUUGCAGUGAAGAAUAUGAGCAAACUCCACUUCCCUCAUCUUGCAAGCCAUGCAAGAAAGAGGUUCAAGUUGAGGCUCACGAGGCCUGCACCAGCGCCUCACAGUACACUGCUGCAGUGCCUCAUAAGCAGGAUGUCUUGCCUUACAAUGCCCAGAGCAACAUUGGACAGGAUGAGUGGAUGGCAGUUUCUCCAGAAAACAAGGAAAAAAAUAUUUCUGUUGCUGAGAAAAAUAUUUCUUCAGUGCCCAAUAGAGCAGCUUUAGUCCAGGAAGUUCUCUUUGAUCAGCCUGUGGCUGAGUUCAAGUCUUUUGAGUCAAACUUGCCCAACAAAGACAAUGGAAGAUUAGCGGAGGAAUUGCAUAAAGUUUCCUCAUUGACUGAUUCAUCCCAUUCUGAAGUUCCUUUUAAUGCCCUCCAGUUAAACAAAAAUGAUUUUGGAUCUGAAUUUAAAUGCAAGUUAUGUGACUAUGUAACAGCUAAAAAACAAAAUCUCCAUAGGCACUUGCUUGCAAAACAUGGUUUGGGGAAACGAUUCCAAUGUAAGUUGUGUGAUUAUGUUUCGGGCAGGAAAACACAACUCAAAAUACACAUGUUCUCUGAACAUGGUUUUGGGAGGAGUCUAGAAUGUGAUCUGUGUGACUAUGUUACUGCUCAAAAAAAAAGUUUCCAAUAUCACCUGUUUGCAAAACAUGGCUUGGGGAAAGGACUCAAAUGUAAGUUGUGUAAUUAUAAAACUGACAGACAAACACAACUCAAAGCACACAUGUUCUCUAAACAUGGUUUAGGGAAGAGUGUAAAAUGUGAUCUUUGUGACUAUGUUACUGCUCAAAAAAAAUGUUUUCGAUAUCACCUGUUUGCAAAACAUGGUUUGGGGGAAGGAUUUCAAUGCAAGUUGUGUGAUUAUAGCAACUGUAGACUAGAUUUUCUUGAUAGCCACAUGUUUUCUAAACAUGGCUUAGGGAAGGGAUUCCCAUGUGAGUUCUGUGAUUAUGUCACUGGUUCGAAAAGUUCUCUCAAUAAGCACCUGAAAUCCAAGCAUAUUCUGGUUAGUGGAAGAUCUAUUAGUGCAAGUUGUAGUACUGUGACUUCAAACAGUCUGAUCUAUACUUAGUUUUGGGGGUAUUGGGAUAUUCUGUUUGCAUAGGUUGCAACUGGUAUAUAUCAGAUGAAAUUUGUACAGAUUUAUGACUAUUGUUCGGUAUAGGUAUUCCAUUUUGAGUUUAGUUAUGCCAUAAUCAAAUUUAAAUGACACUACCUUGAAUAAACUAGGGUGGUUUUUAACUUGGUAUUGGAUUUUUACCAAGCUUGAUUUAGACCUAAGAGGUUGUGAGAAUAUAUAUUUUAUAUUUAUUAAAUUCAAAACUGUGUAUUUCAAAGCCUAUGGUAAUCUCAUCAAUUGCAUUCAAUAAGUUUGAUCUCAACAAGGGCCUAUACUUUCAAAAAAAGU